Messenger RNA from Medioppia subpectinata, 447 nucleotides. The record is from the annotation of a GenBank genome assembly. Lineage: Eukaryota; Metazoa; Arthropoda; Arachnida; Sarcoptiformes; Oppiidae.
CGGGCCAUCGAUCUGACGCUGCCGACGGAGACCGAGAUCUUAAUGCAUAAGCGAAUACUCGACAAACUCUUCGGCAAACCGACGCCAAACCUCUCGCAACAGGACUCCAAAAGUUUGACAAUUUUACUCAUGAGUCGUGACGAGGAUCUGAUCAUCAAAACGCUGUCAGUUGUGGCCAAUUGCUGCGCGUUUACCGUUAAUAUCGACACGAUUUGCGAUUCCGGAUGUAUUUUAAUGCUAUACGAACUGCUGUUUCAUAAGAGUGAGGCCGUGAGGACGGCCACAACCAAUGCCAUCGCUAAUAUAGCCAAUGGUCAGAGGGCUCAGGAGUUGCUUCAAGAAUGCAUUCCCGCGUUAGUGAAUCGGGUGAAGAGCUCAGACAAUGAUUUGUUAACCAAUUGGACGCUCAGAGCGUUGGCCAAUCUGGCCCUUCGCGACGUCAACCAG